Xiphophorus couchianus (Monterrey platyfish) is the source of this 4567-nucleotide messenger RNA. It is a transcript of the gene ggt1b, whose product is annotated as gamma-glutamyltransferase 1b. Bases 266 to 1975 code for a protein of 569 amino acids. The transcript is spliced from 13 exons. NCBI's taxonomy places the organism in Eukaryota, Metazoa, Chordata, Actinopteri, Cyprinodontiformes, Poeciliidae. Gene Ontology annotation, biological process: regulation of immune system process; glutathione catabolic process; peptide modification. Gene Ontology annotation, cellular component: plasma membrane. Gene Ontology annotation, molecular function: glutathione gamma-glutamate hydrolase. The record is from RefSeq and is a predicted model, not a curated record.
AGAGUCAUGCAGUAACUCAGUCUGUGUUCAUCAACAUGAACACUGUGAACAAAUUAACUUUUAGGCUGUUUUUCUAGUUGUUUCUUCUUGUUCGGUCUGUUCUUUUUACCACUAAUGAUGACUCAGGGUUUAUUGUGGGAUGGGUUAAAGUUUAAUGACUGUGAUAUAAAUGCAUCACCUAUAAGCUGCUGGCAAAACGGCCACAGCCUACAGCAGGAGCUCCAAGAAGAACCAGGACAAAUUGUUAGGUUCCCGAAGAUUCAAAAUGGCAAAGAAAAUAAUAAUAGUGGCCCUUGCAGUGCUGCUGUUAGCAUGCCUCGCCACAUUUCUGGGUGUUUUCUUUGGUCUGAGGAAAGACAGAGCGAAUGGCUCCUGGAAGGCAGCAGUAGCAGCAGAUGCAGGCCCCUGCUCAGAGGUUGGCAGGGACAUUCUGCUGAAAGGAGGAUCUGCAGUGGAUGCCUCAAUAGCGUCGCUGCUAUGUGUUGGAUUAAUGAAUGCUCACAGUAUGGGCAUAGGAGGAGGUCUUUUCCUCACCAUCUACAAUGCAAAAACUGGAAAAGUUGAGGUAAUUGAUGCACGGGAGACGGCGCCUCAAAAUGCAACGAAGGACAUGUUUCGAAACAGCACAGAAUUAUCCCAGAAAGGAGGGUUGUCCAUUGCUGUUCCCGGAGAGCUUCGGGGUUAUGAGAUGGCCCACAAACGACAUGGCAAACUGCCCUGGAAAGAUUUGUUUCAGCCAAGCAUUGAACUUGCAGAAAAAGGAUUUCCAAUGGGCAAGGCGAUGGCGAUCGCUAUUGAUAGAACCAAGGAACACAUUGUGAAUGACACAGCCCUCUGUGAAGUGUUUUGUGCAAAAAACGGCGGCGUGCUGAAAGAAAAUGACAUCAUUAAAUUCACCAGGCUGGCAGGAACAUACAGGAGAAUAGCCGAGAAAGGAGCAGAGGAGUUUUAUACAGGACAACUGUCAGAUGAGCUUGUGAAAGAUAUUCAGGAUGCAGGCGGCAUCAUCACAAAGGAAGAUUUGAGGGAUUAUAAGCCUCUCUUGGAUGAAAACCCUUUAAGGGUGAAUGUGGGGGAGUACGCCAUGGUUGUUCCCAAUGCCCCCGCUAGCGGCCCUGUGCUAUCGCUGAUAUUAAACAUCCUGAAUGGAUACAACUUCAGCGCAGACAGUAUGGCGACCAAGGAGAAAAAGAUCCUAACUUUCCAUCGCAUUGUGGAGGCCUUUCGCUUCGCUUAUGCAAAGAGAACUUUGCUUGGAGAUCCAAAGUUUCUCAACAUUGAAGAUUUGAUCAAGAACAUGACCUCCACUUCAUAUGCUGCCAUCAUGCGGGACAAGAUUUCGGAUGAUACCACACAUCCCAUGGACUAUUACGAGCCACAGUUCUGGCUUCCUGAAGACCACGGGACGUCUCACCUGUCCGUCGUUUCAGAGGAUGGGAGUGCGGUGGCUGCCACCAGCACCAUAAACCACUAUUUGGGGUCAAAAGUCAUGUCAGGAUCUACAGGAAUCAUUCUUAACAAUGAGAUGGAUGACUUCAGCUCACCAUAUAUCAUUAAUGGGUUUGGUGUUCCUCCAUCCCCAAGCAACUUCAUUAUUCCAGGGAAAAGGCCGAUGUCGUCAAUGUGUCCAACAAUCCUUCUUGACAAAAACAACAAUGUCAAAAUGGUAGUCGGAGGUUCAGGAGGAACACAAAUCACCACUUCAAUCGCUCAGGUGAUUCUCAACGUGCUCUUCUUCAACUUUGAUGUUGAUAAAGCCGUCUCAGACCCAAGGUUACACAACCAGCUAAGUCCCAACACCACUCAGGUGGAGCCUGAGUUUGAUAAAGAAAUCGUCGAUGGUUUGGCAAAGAAGAACCAUGAGACGGAGUUCCUCACGUCAUUUGGAGCCGCGGUGCAGGCGGUGGUCCGUCAUGAAAACAGGCUGUUCGCCAAGUCGGAUCCUCGUAAAGGGGGGUACGCUGUCGGGUACUGAGGCCAUAAAUCCUUCGCUGAUUAUGAUGUUCCAGUAGCUGUUUGAACUUUAACACUUUUCACACAACAUUAGAAAUCAGAGAUGAGGAACUCAAUGAACCCAAACGACCAUCGUCAACAGACUGACUCAGCGGAUUUUGCGUGUACUGAGUUAUGUUUGUUGUUUUUUACAAAACACCACUUCUGUUAAUUCUAAUCUCUUCUUUAUUUAUAGAGAAUUUAAUUUAUUAUCAACCAUUUUUUAAAAUGUAAUUUUAUAGUUUUGUUGUAAUCCAGUGUAAUUUAAAAAUAUUUGUGUUGUUCUUUCUGAUAUCACUAGCACUACUGAGCUGCUAUUGAGCUGCUUUUUGUUGAGCAGAAUAGUAAGAAAAGGAAUAACAAAGGGCUCCGACUGUAACACCUCAGGGACAAGCCGUUACAGGAGAAAAAAUAAUGGUACACAAUAAUUUCCUAACACCCAGAGUGCAGCGACCUACGGUGACCUCAUCUCAUUAUGUUUGCUGCUUCUUCUUACAAUUAUGUCUUUCAUUGCCUGAACUAGGAAGUAUUAGAAAGUGCUCCUAUCACUUUUAUUUUCUACUUAAAAUCAUAAAGCUUUACAAGGAUACUGCAGUAUUACAGUAAUACUGUAGUAAUACAGCAUAUCAUGGGCCUACUGUCAAAGAAAUAUGUGACAUUCAGGUCAAAUGUUUUCUUGUGCAUUAAAGGGAUGGCAUGUUUCCCAGAGGUUCUGGGAGGUUAUUGCGAGUGAGAGCUCCCCUAGUUGUCGUAAAAUGUCACACAGCCUUGUGUUUGUAAGGGUGAUUAAUCCUCAGAGAGAUGGAAAGCUUUAGCUGAUUUUAAAACAACUCAGUCAGAAAAUGUUUACAUCUGCGGGAUGAAACGUUAUUUUAGUGGGCAUUAUCCAUCUUAGCUGUCACUGUCAGGACUGUCUCUGUUGUCUCAGACAUAAAUUGUUGGUGGAGGCUGUCAGCGGUAUCAAUUAGCUUGAUUGUUAGCUCACCAGGAUUAGACCUGGAAGAGCACAGUUGUUGCAUUAGGGAUGAAAUGAUUAAUGGUUUUAAUUAUUGCCCAUUGUUAAUGCCAAUGGUACAAUAAUACAACUGUGAAAUUAUUUAACAACUACUACAGCUGAUAAUAAAAAUAUUGAUGUUAAUAAGUACAUUUCAGCUUCAGGUCUCACUGCCAGGGAAUUACCUUCAACAUAAUAUAAUAUAAUAUAAUAUAAUAUAAUAUAAUAUAAUAUAAUAUAAUAUAAUAUAAUAUAAUAUAAUAACACUAUUUUUAACACAUUUUUAUCCAGCAUAUCUUUUGUCUGAAGAAGUCUGUUCAAACUCCAGGUAAGAACUGAGCAAACAAAAGUUACAAAAAAUAUAUAUUUAAGUAAAUAUCUCAUGAUGACAGACAUGAUAAAAAAGAAAUACACAUAUAUCAUAACUAUAUUUAUGAAUCUCCUACAUGUUUAGAAAAACAACCUAAAGUAGGAGCUUCUUAAAGAGACAGAGGCCUAAUUUCAAUGUUUGAUAUAUACAGCAUUUUUAAAACAACUGAAGGUAACAUAUUUGAUUAUGUUAUAAGAUGGCUGUUAAGAAAACACUAUGAAAAAAUCCAUAAUACUGCACUAUGACAUAAUAUUGAAAUGAUAAAUAGUUGGGAACAGUGAAAGUAAUGACCUGUCACUAUUUGUCCAAUGCUGCUACUGUGGCAAAGUUUUUGCGGGCACUGACAUCUUUUUAUGUGAAUAUUUUUUUCUCUUGACUCCAGAGUCAAGCUCUCACAGAAUAUUUUCUUGUUGUUGUUUUUUGACUAAAAAUAUGUGUUUCUUUUAAUAGCCCGGGGUCGUUUUCUAGUUUGUAACCAUCAAGGUCGCCUCACAUGAGGAGUGAGUGCUACUCUGGUUUCUGUAGCUAAAUAUUCAGACAUGCGGAGACAUUCCCAUGAACAUUUCUCAGAGCUGAUCUGGACACGUUCCACUGGGAGGAGGAUUUGGGGCAGACCCAGGACUAGCUGGAGCUCAUAUAUCUCUUGGCUGACCCCAGAAUGAGGCCCCCAGCAAGAGAAAAAUGGCAGCGGGAGAGAGAAUGAAAGCUGCUGACUGUUCCCAACACAAAGACUUUCUUACUCUAACUUGAAAAGCGUUGGGACAAAAGUGAAGACAUGAGUGGUUUAAUCAUGAAAGGAGAAUAUUUAGGAUAUAUUGUGUAGUAAUAAAUAAACUUCUGUGAAAUCAGAUGUGUAGUUAUAAGUUGAGUAUAACGUAUUCCUAGGAUAAGUGGGUCUACUCCAUGUUGAUGCUCUACUCUUCAAGUGUUUCAGUAAGCAGAGCUUUUCUCAGAAAUCAAUUCCCCAGACGUCAUAUGAGAAAUCCCUCACCACUGAGAGGUACUACCUGAACUUUACUUGAGUAAUCCCCCCAAUAAAUAAGUGUAAUACACCUUAAAAUAAAUCAAUCUUUAAUUGCGAUUGAAAAAUGUCACCCUGAAAGAUUUGGUUCAACGAGUUUAUAAUAUUUUUCCUCCCUUGAGCUGCUGGAACACUGUAGAUGUUUUGUGUGUCUAAAUAUGGACUAUUAAACAAAUUUUGUGAAAUCUUA